CGAGUUCUCCGGCGCCAAAAGACGCAGAUGAAACAGGUCUAUAGGGUUCCCUUUGAGCGCAACUCUGCGCGACACAAAGACCUACGUUACGAGUAUGUGCAAAGGAUAUUACAGUUGGACGCGAUGGCCAGACCUCAUGAGUACCUCUUCCUGGAUGAGGCUGGCUUCAACCUGCAGAAACGAAGGCAAAGAGGCCGUAACAUCAUUGGCCAAAGAGCCAUCACUGAGGUCCCUGACCAACGGGGGGGGGGGUGUAAUAUUACCCUUUGUGCGGCCAUGGGUUCGGAGGGGCUUGUCCACCGGCAUGCUGUCCUUGGGUCUUACAACACCCAACGUCUCCUCACCUUCCUAGAGGAGCUAAAAGACAUCCUCCUGGACUGCCAACAACACCAUCCUGGGCCCGCACAUCACAUUUAUGUGAUCAUUUGGGACAAUGUCCGCUUCCACAGAACAAACCAAAUCAGAGAGUGGUUCACCACCAACAGUGACCACUUUUUAAACGUCUGUCUGCCACCCUACUCCCCUUUCCUGAACCCUAUAGAGGAGUUUUUCUCAUCGUGGAGAUGGAAGGUUUAUGACAGACAACCAUACACAGGAGAGAACCUCCUAAGGGCAAUGGAGCUGGCCUGUGUUGACAUCCCAGCGGAGGCCUUCCAAGGAUGGAUUCGCCAUUCCAGGGCGUUUUUCCCGCGGUGCCUGGCGAGAGACAAUAUAGCCUGCGAUGUGGAUGAGGUGAUGUGGUCAUAG
Oreochromis aureus is the source of this 747-nucleotide messenger RNA. RefSeq lists its product as uncharacterized. NCBI's taxonomy places the organism in Eukaryota, Metazoa, Chordata, Actinopteri, Cichliformes, Cichlidae. The record is from RefSeq and is a predicted model, not a curated record. Gene Ontology annotation, molecular function: nucleic acid binding. The coding region runs from base 28 to 747 and encodes 239 amino acids. The transcript has 3 exons.